This is a messenger RNA of Zingiber officinale, 5247 nucleotides long. RefSeq lists its product as uncharacterized. The record is from RefSeq and is a predicted model, not a curated record. NCBI's taxonomy places the organism in Eukaryota, Viridiplantae, Streptophyta, Magnoliopsida, Zingiberales, Zingiberaceae. The coding region runs from base 1 to 5247 and encodes 1748 amino acids. The transcript is spliced from 12 exons. Gene Ontology annotation, biological process: DNA integration. Gene Ontology annotation, molecular function: nucleic acid binding.
AUGUUGGAAAAUCAACUUGAGCAGGUCGCCGAUUCGCCCUCGAGAGUAACAGGGAGAUUUUCGGGAAGACCAGAAACAAAUCCUGUGGAGCAUUGUAAUGCGAUUACCUUGAGGAGUGGAAAGAGAGUAAAUGAGCUCAAGGAUAACCCAAAGCUAUUUCCGGACAGAGAAGAACACGACCAGGACGUGGUGAUUAGCACGCCCGUGCCAAUCACCGAGAGAUCCUCCAGCGAACAGCACGCCCCUGUCGGAAUGAACAGCACGCCCGUGUCAUUCUCUACUUCUGAAAAGACAAAAAAAAUAUCUGAAGGCCAAAAAACCCAUGCACACGUAGAAAAAUACGAACCACCGAUUCCAUUCCCUCAGAGGAUAAUUAAGGCCAAACUUGAUGAACAAUUUGGUAAGUUUCUUGAUGUCCUAAGGAAGUUGUAUAUUAACAUUCCAUUCACAGAAGCCUUGCAGCAAAUGCCCACAUACUCAAAAUUUCUGAAAGACAUAUUGACAAACAAAAGGAAAAUUGAGGAGAGCGUAACGGUAGCACUGACGGAGGAAUGUAGUGCUUUAAUUCAAAACAGGUUACCUCCUAAACUCAAGGAUCCAGGUAGUUUUUCAGUCCCAUGCAUGAUUAGGAAUCAUAACUUUGAUAAAGCUUUUUGUGAUCUAGGAGCUAGUGUCAAUCUUAUUCCAUUUUCACUGUGUAAGAAAUUAAACUUGGGUGAAUUGAAAAUUACAACACUAGCUUUGCAACUUGCUGAUCGCUCUGUGAGAUAUCCUUUAGGUAUAUUGGAAAAUGUACCUGUCACGGUUGGGAAAUUUGUCGUUCCUGCAGAUUUUGUUGUUCUAGAAAUGGAUGAAGAUCCAUACAUACCUAUUAUACUAGGAAGACCUUUCUUGGCCACUGCAAGAGCCGUAAUUGAUGUUAAAAAUCACAAGCUGUCGUUAGCCGUAGGUAGCGAAAAAAUUGAGUUUGAUUUGUCUAAAGCUAUUAAACAACCCUUCCUGCAGAAUGUGUGUUGCAGGAUUGAUGAGGUGCAGAUGGUUGAAGAAGAGGAAGAACCGUUUCUCGGAUUCAGCGAUACACUGGAUGCAUACUCGGAUGAUGAAGACGUUGCAAAGAGCAGUGAAGAUGGAGGACAAAUCAACCUUGUGCGGCAUAUGACUGAAGAAGCGAGGUUAGAACAAAAAUCAUUGGAAAGUGAAAACCAUGAAUCACCGCAGGUAGAACUUAAACCUCUUCCAUCAACCCUCAGGUAUGAAUUUCUUGGUGAUAAUUCUACAUUCCCCGUGAUUGUAAAUGCGAGUUUAAAUGAAGUAGAUACUGAAAAGCUGCUCCAUGUGCUUAGAAUGCAUAUUAAAGCCAUAGGAUAUACCAUUGAAGACAUAAAAGGGAUUAGCCCUUCAUUAUGCAUGCAUAGAAUUUUGCUCGAGAAAGAUUUUAAACCUUCAGUUGAGAGACAAAGGAGGCUUAAUCCUAACAUGAAAGAAGUGGUCAAGAAAGAGGUUUUGAAAUUACUAGAUGCAGGAAUAAUUUAUCCAAUCUCUGAUAGUGAAUGGGUAAGUCCGGUUCAUGUUGUGCCAAAGAAAGGUGGGAUGACAGUAGUUAGAAAUUCAAAUAAUGAGUUGAUUCCCACUAGGACGGUUACGGGGUGGAGAAUGUGUAUUGACUAUCGGAAAUUAAACAAAGAAACUAGGAAAGAUCACUUCCCACUUCCAUUCAUUGAUCAGAUGUUAGAAAGGUUGGCAAAACACUCCUAUUUCUGUUUUCUAGAUGGGUAUUCUGGUUUUUAUCAAAUCCCUAUACAUCCAAAUGACCAGGAAAAAACCACGUUUACAUGUCCUUAUGGUACCUUUGCCUAUAGGAGAAUGCCUUUUGGUCUUUGCAAUGCACCAGCUACCUUUCAACGUUGUAUGAUGGCUAUUUUUUCUGAUAUGAUUGAGAAUAUUAUGGAAGUUUUUAUGGAUGAUUUUUCAGUCUAUGGUACUAACUUUGAUACUUGCUUAAACAAACUUGAGCGAGGAAUUGAAGUAGACACGGCAAAGGUGGAAGUAAUUGAAAAUCUACCUCCACCGACAAACGUUAAGGGAGUGCGAAGUUUGUUAGGACAUGCAGGAUUCUACCGGCGUUUCAUCAAAGAUUUUUCAAAGAUCUCUAAACCUUUGACAAAUUUGUUAAUUAAGGAAACUGAAUUUCUUUUUGAUGAAAAUUGUUUGGAUGCUUUUUCCAGGUUGAAGGAAGCUUUGAUCUCAGCUCCGAUAAUGCAAGUUCCCGAUUGGACCUUACCUUUUGAAAUCAUGUGUGAUGCGAGUGACUAUGCAGUGGGAGCAGUCUUGGGACAAAGAAGAGACCGGAAGGUACAUGCGAUCUAUUAUGCUAGCCGAACUCUGGAUGAUGCUCAGAUGAACUACGCAACUACGGAGAAGGAACUCUUAGCAAUUGUUUUUGCCUUGGAUAAAUUCAGAUCAUACCUCGUUGGCUUUAAGGUUAUUGUUUACACAGAUCACGCGGCCAUAAGAUAUCUAUUGAGCAAAAAGGAUGCUAAGCCAAGGCUCAUAAGAUGGAUUCUUCUUUUGCAAGAAUUUGAUUUAGAAAUAAAGGAUAAGCAGGGAACUGAGAAUGUGGUAGCGGAUCACUUAUCAAGACUAUAUCAGGGACAGAGUGGGACCAAGGAGGAAGAUCUUCCAAUUGAUGACUGUUUUAUAGAUGAACAUCUCCUUGCUAUAAAAAGGAUUGAUUCUCCAUGGUACGCAGACUACGCAAAUUUUCUAGCUUGUGGAAUUUUACCUCAUCAGAUGAGUUACCAACAGAGAAAGAAGUUUUUUGGCGAUAUCAAGAACUAUGUAUGGGAUGAUCCACUGCUUUUCAAGAAGUGUGCUGAUACUAUUUACAGGAGAUGUGUACCGGAGGAUGAAAUUUGUGAUAGAUGCCAAAGGACGGGGAACAUUUCCAAGAGACAUGAGAUGCCACUGAAUUCAAUUCUAGAAGUUGAACUUUUCGAUGUUUGGGGGAUUGAUUACAUGGGACCAUUUCCCCCGUCUCAUAACAAUAUCUACAUUCUGGUAGCAGUGGACUACGUAUCAAAGUGGGUUGAAGCUAUACCAUCUCCAACGAAUGACGCGAAGACUGUGAUAAAACUUUUUAAGAAAAUCUUAUUUCCUAGAUUUGGAAUUCCUCGAGCGGUGAUUAGCGAUGGAGGUUCACACUUCAUUGAAAGACAAUUUGAAAAUCUUCUCAAAAAGUAUGGAGUAACUCAUAAGAUUGCCUCUCCGUAUCACCCCCAAACCAGUGGACAAGUGGAAGUAUCAAAUAGAGAAAUCAAAAGCAUUUUAGAGAAAACUGUGAAGCAUUCACGAACAGAUUGGUCAGAAAAAUUGGAUGACGCUCUAUGGGCAUAUCGGACAGCUUACAAGACUCCUAUUGGUAUGACGCCGUUUCGCUUGGUGUAUGGGAAAUCUUGUCAUCUUCCUGUAGAGUUGGAACACAAGGCUUUCUGGGCAAUACAAUUAUUGAAUUUCGAUCUAAAGAAUGCCGGAGAGAAAAGAAGGCUUCAGCUUGAUGAACUAGAAGAACUCCGACUUGACGCUUAUGAGCAUGCAAAAUCCUAUAAAGAAAGGACUAAGCGUUGGCAUGAUCAACACAUUAUGCGUAGGGAAUUCCAAGAGGGUGAUCUUGUAUUAUUGUUCAACUCUCGAUUGAAACUCUUUCCAGGAAAGCUUAAAUCCAGAUGGUCGGGUCCUUUUGAAGUGAAGAAAGUUUAUCCUUAUGGAGCUGUGGAUAUAUCGAAUGAAACCACCGGAGUCUUCAAAGUGAAUGGAGCAACUGCCCAGGUAACAGAGGAGAACACGGCCGUGCAAAUUUCAAACACGCCCGUGUUGGUUGCUGUCAGAUUCAUGGCGAAUACUAUUUUUGGGAGAGGGGACAGUGUUGGGGUAGCCAGGCUAAGUGAAUUGCAGUUUUUAUGGGCCAUGAUUAAUGAUGUUAAAAUUGAUUCUGGAGCUCACCUAGUUAGACAUUUUGUGAAAAUUGGGAAUAGCUCGACUGGAGUAAUUGUUAUUGGAGGACUUUUGACUAAGAUUGCAUUAGCUUUAGGGUGUGAGUUGGAUGGAUUGGAGACUUGCCCGGAUGUUAGGACCCAAGAUCUACCCACAGUAGGAGAGCCAUCUAUUCCACCGCAUGUACCGGUACCCCAGGUUUCUUCCUUCAUACCGGAGUCCCCUAGGACUAUUACUGAUGAUGUUUCUGCAGGACCUUCUGUUUUUGAUUUUUCAGGAUUUCGUACAUCGUUUGAGGAUUUCAGAGAAAAGCAUACUGCGGAUAGAAACAUGUGGGAGCAGUUUGCUCAUACUUCAGAGAAGCAUUAUGAGCGAGUUGACAGAUUCGGUGGAGUUGGUAGUGCGCACAAUGAGGCAAGAAUACAGUUUGAGGGUUUCAAGAAUCAAAGACAAACUGUGGAGUAUUCAUUUUCAUCGGGGAAACAUGAGAUCGAAGUUGCUUAUCGCAAACGCUUGACUGCGAUUUUAAAAGUAAUUCGAUUUUUGUUGUUACAAGGAUUGCCUUUUCGGGGACAUGAUGAGUCUUCGACAUCAUCCAAUAGAGGUAAUUUUUUAGAAUUGCUCAAAUGGUAUAGCUCAGAGUGUCCAGAAGUUGCGACAGUUGUUGGAAUGAAUGCACUUGGAAAUAAUCAAAUGAUUGCCCCAAAAAUUCAAAAGCAAUUGGUGAAUGCUUGUGCAAUUGAGACCACAAAUGCUAUUUUAGUUGAUCUUGGAGAUAGGUGGUUCACUUUACUACUUGAUGAGGCUCGUGAUUGUUCAGUGAAAGAGCAAAUGACAGUUGUUAUUAGAUAUGUGAACAAACAUGGAGAGAUGAUUGAACGAUUUAUGGCUGUAGUUCAUGUUGCAACAACUACGUACAGCUGCUUGUUUGAAGGAGAGGUUCUUCAAAAUUUGAUUGAUGAUGGUGAUCGUUCUUCUAAGGGUUUAAGUAGAACUUUGGUUGAAAGAAUGGAGAGGAUUGGAGAUAAAUGGACGAAUGACAAUUUGGUAGUCUAUAUCGAAAAAGAUGUUUUUAAUACUGUCGACAAUGAGCCAAUUUUACAGCGUUUUCAGAACAUUGAGUUUCGAAGAAUGCAAUUGUCAUGUGGGUCUUCAGCUAUGAUUGUUGUUUCGGCAAUUUCCUCGAUCUCGGACUCUUCUGUCGGCGGCUCGGUGUCCAUCGAGGAGUUGGAUUCGACUUCAAGUGGUUCUUCGUAA